This is a messenger RNA of Ichthyophthirius multifiliis, 1304 nucleotides long. Its product is annotated as leucine rich repeat protein. Lineage: Eukaryota; Ciliophora; Oligohymenophorea; Hymenostomatida. The record is from RefSeq and is a predicted model, not a curated record. The transcript has 5 exons.
UUAUAUAUAAACUAAAUAUUUAAAGUACAUUAUAUUUUCAAUAUUAUUAUAAUGCCUCCAAAAAAAAAAGAAGAAUAUAAAUAAAUUAUACCUUUAUAUUAGCAAGAUACUUAAACGAUUUUUUGGAAAUUUAAAAAAUUUUCAUCUGAAGAAUGUUAAAAUAUUGAUAGUUUUUUUACAAAUUACACUAAAGAAAUAAAUGUAAAAAUGACUGAAAAUAUAUAUGAUAACAUGUAAUUUUUAAGCAAAAGUAUUGGAAAUCAACUACAUCCUUUGUUUAUAAAAAAUAAAACAAACUAAUAAGAAAAUCUAUCAUAAUAAUAAACAUAAUUAGAAAAGGAAAAAGAUUAAACAUAAAAAACUUUAAAAAAAGAAGAAAUAUAAAAAUAAAUGUAAUAACCAACGUAAAAUUUAGAGUUGAUUAAUUUUUAAGAAGAGCUUCCUCCUUAUUUUUAAAUUUGUAAUGUAAAAAUAGAUUAUGAAACAAUGAAAAUGUUUUUAGUUUCUAUAUAAUCUACAAAUAUAAUUACUUUAAAAUUUUCAAAUAAUGAUUUUGAUGAAGAGACAUUAAGAUUAUUAAUUUAAUUUCUUAAUUCAGAAAAUAAAAUAAAAAGAUUAUUUUUUGAAUGGAAUAGCAUUGAAAAUUUAAAUUAUAGGAAAGAGUUUUUUGAAAAUAUUGGGAAACUUAAUAAAAUCGAAAAUCUUAUUUUAAGAUGUAAUAAUUUAAAAGGCGAAUUAACUUAGGUAAUUGCUUAAAGUAUAGAAAAUAAUGAAUAAAGUUCUUUGAAAUUUAUAGAUUUAUAUGAUAAUUAAAUUGAUGAUUUAGGUUUUAUUUCUUUAGGAAAUUUAAUUUUUAAAAAUAGAAGUUUAGAAGUAAUAGGAUUAGCUAAAAAUAAUAUAACAAAUGUAAAUUAAUUAGAAAAAAUAUUUUAUAGUAUUGGAAUGCAUCCUUUGACUGAAUAAGAAUAUAUUGAAUAUAGAAACAAAGAAUAAGAAAGAGAUUAGAUAAUAGAAAGAAAUAAAAAAUUAAAAGGAAAAAAAAUAGCUGAUGCCGAAAAAGUGCCAAUACUUGAGCCUAUAUAGUAAAUAUCAGACAAUAGUAUUAAAAUCUUUUAAUAAAAUAUAUAUUAUUAAAAAAAGUAUGGGUCUAUGUAAGAAAUAAUAAAUUAAACAUGCUUAAUUUAUCAUUAAAUUAGAUAGAAGGAGAUGAUAAUGUUUAAAAAUUUAAUCAAUUUCUUUCUAAAACAUAAGAGAAGUUCGAAUUAAUAUUGUUGUAUAAUCUAUUUACAAUGAAAUAAAAAGAA